Messenger RNA from Prunus avium (sweet cherry), 1293 nucleotides. RefSeq names its product NADPH-dependent aldo-keto reductase, chloroplastic-like. Gene Ontology annotation, molecular function: oxidoreductase activity. NCBI's taxonomy places the organism in Eukaryota, Viridiplantae, Streptophyta, Magnoliopsida, Rosales, Rosaceae. The record is from RefSeq and is a predicted model, not a curated record.
AUAGCUCAUGAAUCAAGUUCCGAGAAAAUUUUGGACAUCGAAAAACUGGUAAGCCAAUGAAUUAAUAAUACAUUGCUGAACUGCAUCCAACAAACUCUUUGCAUCUCUGACGUUUUUCCCCAACAUUUCAUCCAAAUAGUUCGUAGAAUAUGCAUAACGAAAAAAACCCUGGAACCUUACAUUUUGAUCUAAACACGGGAGCUAAGAUUCCAUCUGUUGGCCUUGGAACAUGGAAGGCUGGACCGGGUGUGGUCGGCCAAGCUGUCACCGCUGCUGUCAAGAAUGGCUACAGGCAUAUUGACUGUGCAUCAAUCUACGGAAACGAAAAAGAGGUAGGGGUGGCAUUGAAAGAGUUAUUUUCCACUGGGGUGGUGCAGCGUAGUGAACUCUUUAUCACAUCAAAGCUGUGGUGCAGCGACCAUGCCCCUGCGGAUGUCUCCAAGGCACUGAGCAAGACCUUAGAAGACCUGCAGCUUGACUACAUUGAUCUAUAUCUUAUACACUGGCCACUUCGUACAAAGCCAGGCUCAGAGGGUUUGGCUCCGGAAAACAUGGCUCCAUUGUGCCUUUCAGAGACAUGGAAUGCAAUGGAGGGCCUGUAUGCAUCUGGUCAGGCACGCGCGAUCGGGGUGAGCAACUUCUCGUCUAAGAAGCUGCAAGACCUCCUUGCUUAUGCAAAAGUUCCACCUGCAGUAAACCAAGUGGAGUGCCACCCUGUGUGGCAACAACCUGCUCUUCACAAUUUGUGCAAAUCUGCUGGUGUUCAUCUAUCGGCAUAUUCUCCUCUGGGUUCUCCAGGUUCGUGGGUGAAGGGGGAGGUCCUGAAGGAACCAAUAUUGAAUGAAAUCGCUGAAAAACUUAAGAAGUCGCCUGCGCAAGUAUGUCUUCGUUGGGGUAUUCAGAGUGGACAAAGUGUCCUUCCAAAGAGCGUAAAUGAAAAUAGGAUCAAGGAAAAUCUUAGUUUAUUUGACUGGUCUAUUCCCCCAGACCUCUUCUCAAAAAUUUCAGGCAUCCACCAGCAAAGGCUCCUCCGGGGUGAUUUUGCAAUCCACGAGACAGCUAGUCCUUAUAAAAGCCUUCAAGAACUGUGGGAUGGUGAAAUAUGAGACGAUGAUCAAGCCCUCUUUUAUUCAAUUUGAUUCAGAGAAGUUUGUCGAUUUUCAUGCGUUCUCUGCCACAUUUUAGAGGGAAGAAAUUGUAUUCUUGUGUUUUUAGCUUUCUUAAAUAGUAUGAAUGAACCUUGUAAGAUAACUGUCUGCUUUUAUAAUUCAAAUCAUUCACAUCAUAUUCCCA